AUGAUACGGCGACCACCGAGAUCUACACUGGCACCACGUCAACAGGUCAGCCAUCAUCAACUUCUACCGUCACCCUGUCGGCCAAUUACACCAGCCAGUCAACUCCCUCUGAUCAGUCAACCUCUACGACACAAAUAUUCAACACCACAAUCACAUCACCAACACUCGGACUAUCCGAGUCGCCGACAACUUCAACCACCUCCGGGACCACCGCCACCAACACUGGCACCACGUCAACAGGUCAGCCAUCAUCAACUUCUACCGUCACCCUGUCGGCCAAUUACACCAGCCAGUCAACUCCCUCUGAUCAGUCAACCUCUACGACACAAAUAUUCAACACCACAAUCACAUCACCAACACUCGGACUAUCCGAGUCGCCGACAACUUCAACCACCUCCGGGACCACCGCCACCAACACUGGCACCACGUCAACAGGUCAGCCAUCAUCAACUUCUACCGUCACCCUGUCGGCCAAUUACACCAGCCAGUCAACUCCCUCUGAUCAGUCAACCUCUACGACACAAAUAUUCAACACCACAAUCACAUCACCAACACUCGGACUAUCCGAGUCGCCGACAACUUCAACCACCUCCGGGACCACCGCCACCAACACUGGCACCACGUCAACAGGUCAGCCAUCAUCAACUUCUACCGUCACCCUGUCGGCCAAUUACACCAGCCAGUCAACUCCCUCUGAUCAGUCAACCUCUACGACACAAAUAUUCAACACCACAAUCACAUCACCAACACUCGGACUAUCCGAGUCGCCGACAACUUCAACCACCUCCGGGACCACCGCCACCAACACUGGCACCACGUCAACAGGUCAGCCAUCAUCAACUUCUACCGUCACCCUGUCGGCCAAUUACACCAGCCAGUCAACUCCCUCUGAUCAGUCAACCUCUACGACACAAAUAUUCAACACCACAAUCACAUCACCAACACUCGGACUAUCCGAGUCGCCGACAACUUCAACCACCUCCGGGACCACCGCCACCAACACUGGCACCACGUCAACAGGUCAGCCAUCAUCAACUUCUACCGUCACCCUGUCGGCCAAUUACACCAGCCAGUCAACUCCCUCUGAUCAGUCAACCUCUACGACACAAAUAUUCAACACCACAAUCACAUCACCAACACUCGGACUAUCCGAGUCGCCGACAACUUCAACCACCUCCGGGACCACCGCCACCAACACUGGCACCACGUCAACAGGUCAGCCAUCAUCAACUUCUACCGUCACCCUGUCGGCCAAUUACACCAGCCAGUCAACUCCCUCUGAUCAGUCAACCUCUACGACACAAAUAUUCAACACCACAAUCACAUCACCAACACUCGGACUAUCCGAGUCGCCGACAACUUCAACCACCUCCGGGACCACCGCCACCAACACUGGCACCACGUCAACAGGUCAGCCAUCAUCAACUUCUACCGUCACCCUGUCGGCCAAUUACACCAGCCAGUCAACUCCCUCUGAUCAGUCAACCUCUACGACACAAAUAUUCAACACCACAAUCACAUCACCAACACUCGGACUAUCCGAGUCGCCGACAACUUCAACCACCUCCGGGACCACCGCCACCAACACUGGCACCACGUCAACAGGUCAGCCAUCAUCAACUUCUACCGUCACCCUGUCGGCCAAUUACACCAGCCAGUCAACUCCCUCUGAUCAGUCAACCUCUACGACACAAAUAUUCAACACCACAAUCACAUCACCAACACUCGGACUAUCCGAGUCGCCGACAACUUCAACCACCUCCGGGACCACCGCCACCAACACUGGCACCACGUCAACAGGUCAGCCAUCAUCAACUUCUACCGUCACCCUGUCGGCCAAUUACACCAGCCAGUCAACUCCCUCUGAUCAGUCAACCUCUACGACACAAAUAUUCAACACCACAAUCACAUCACCAACACUCGGACUAUCCGAGUCGCCGACAACUUCAACCACCUCCGGGACCACCGCCACCAACACUGGCACCACGUCAACAGGUCAGCCAUCAUCAACUUCUACCGUCACCCUGUCGGCCAAUUACACCAGCCAGUCAACUCCCUCUGAUCAGUCAACCUCUACGACACAAAUAUUCAACACCACAAUCACAUCACCAACACUCGGACUAUCCGAGUCGCCGACAACUUCAACCACCUCCGGGACCACCGCCACCAACACUGGCACCACGUCAACAGGUCAGCCAUCAUCAACUUCUACCGUCACCCUGUCGGCCAAUUACACCAGCCAGUCAACUCCCUCUGAUCAGUCAACCUCUACGACACAAAUAUUCAACACCACAAUCACAUCACCAACACUCGGACUAUCCGAGUCGCCGACAACUUCAACCACCUCCGGGACCACCGCCACCAACACUGGCACCACGUCAACAGGUCAGCCAUCAUCAACUUCUACCGUCACCCUGUCGGCCAAUUACACCAGCCAGUCAACUCCCUCUGAUCAGUCAACCUCUACGACACAAAUAUUCAACACCACAAUCACAUCACCAACACUCGGACUAUCCGAGUCGCCGACAACUUCAACCACCUCCGGGACCACCGCCACCAACACUGGCACCACGUCAACAGGUCAGCCAUCAUCAACUUCUACCGUCACCCUGUCGGCCAAUUACACCAGCCAGUCAACUCCCUCUGAUCAGUCAACCUCUACGACACAAAUAUUCAACACCACAAUCACAUCACCAACACUCGGACUAUCCGAGUCGCCGACAACUUCAACCACCUCCGGGACCACCGCCACCAACACUGGCACCACGUCAACAGGUCAGCCAUCAUCAACUUCUACCGUCACCCUGUCGGCCAAUUACACCAGCCAGUCAACUCCCUCUGAUCAGUCAACCUCUACGACACAAAUAUUCAACACCACAAUCACAUCACCAACACUCGGACUAUCCGAGUCGCCGACAACUUCAACCACCUCCGGGACCACCGCCACCAACACUGGCACCACAUCAACAGGUCAGCCAUCAUCAACUUCUACCGUCACCCUGUCGGCCAAUUACACCAGCCAGUCAACUCCCUCUGAUCAGUCAACCUCUACGACACAAAUAUUCAACACCACAAUCACAUCACCAACACUCGGACUAUCCGAGUCGCCGACAACUUCAACCACCUCCGGGACCACCGCCACCAACACUGGCACCACGUCAACAGGUCAGCCAUCAUCAACUUCUACCGUCACCCUGUCGGCCAAUUACACCAGCCAGUCAACUCCCUCUGAUCAGUCAACCUCUACGACACAAAUAUUCAACACCACAAUCACAUCACCAACACUCGGACUAUCCGAGUCGCCGACAACUUCAACCACCUCCGGGACCACCGCCACCAACACUGGCACCACGUCAACAGGUCAGCCAUCAUCAACUUCUACCGUCACCCUGUCGGCCAAUUACACCAGCCAGUCAACUCCCUCUGAUCAGUCAACCUCUACGACACAAAUAUUCAACACCACAAUCACAUCACCAACACUCGGACUAUCCGAGUCGCCGACAACUUCAACCACCUCCGGGACCACCGCCACCAACACUGGCACCACGUCAACAGGUCAGCCAUCAUCAACUUCUACCGUCACCCUGUCGGCCAAUUACACCAGCCAGUCAACUCCCUCUGAUCAGUCAACCUCUACGACACAAAUAUUCAACACCACAAUCACAUCACCAACACUCGGACUAUCCGAGUCGCCGACAACUUCAACCACCUCCGGGACCACCGCCACCAACACUGGCACCACGUCAACAGGUCAGCCAUCAUCAACUUCUACCGUCACCCUGUCGGCCAAUUACACCAGCCAGUCAACUCCCUCUGAUCAGUCAACCUCUACGACACAAAUAUUCAACACCACAAUCACAUCACCAACACUCGGACUAUCCGAGUCGCCGACAACUUCAACCACCUCCGGGACCACCGCCACCAACACUGGCACCACGUCAACAGGUCAGCCAUCAUCAACUUCUACCGUCACCCUGUCGGCCAAUUACACCAGCCAGUCAACUCCCUCUGAUCAGUCAACCUCUACGACACAAAUAUUCAACACCACAAUCACAUCACCAACACUCGGACUAUCCGAGUCGCCGACAACUUCAACCACCUCCGGGACCACCGCCACCAACACUGGCACCACGUCAACAGGUCAGCCAUCAUCAACUUCUACCGUCACCCUGUCGGCCAAUUACACCAGCCAGUCAACUCCCUCUGAUCAGUCAACCUCUACGACACAAAUAUUCAACACCACAAUCACAUCACCAACACUCGGACUAUCCGAGUCGCCGACAACUUCAACCACCUCCGGGACCACCGCCACCAACACUGGCACCACGUCAACAGGUCAGCCAUCAUCAACUUCUACCGUCACCCUGUCGGCCAAUUACACCAGCCAGUCAACUCCCUCUGAUCAGUCAACCUCUACGACACAAAUAUUCAACACCACAAUCACAUCACCAACACUCGGACUAUCCGAGUCGCCGACAACUUCAACCACCUCCGGGACCACCGCCACCAACACUGGCACCACGUCAACAGGUCAGCCAUCAUCAACUUCUACCGUCACCCUGUCGGCCAAUUACACCAGCCAGUCAACUCCCUCUGAUCAGUCAACCUCUACGACACAAAUAUUCAACACCACAAUCACAUCACCAACACUCGGACUAUCCGAGUCGCCGACAACUUCAACCACCUCCGGGACCACCGCCACCAACACUGGCACCACGUCAACAGGUCAGCCAUCAUCAACUUCUACCGUCACCCUGUCGGCCAAUUACACCAGCCAGUCAACUCCCUCUGAUCAGUCAACCUCUACGACACAAAUAUUCAACACCACAAUCACAUCACCAACACUCGGACUAUCCGAGUCGCCGACAACUUCAACCACCUCCGGGACCACCGCCACCAACACUGGCACCACGUCAACAGGUCAGCCAUCAUCAACUUCUACCGUCACCCUGUCGGCCAAUUACACCAGCCAGUCAACUCCCUCUGAUCAGUCAACCUCUACGACACAAAUAUUCAACACCACAAUCACAUCACCAACACUCGGACUAUCCGAGUCGCCGACAACUUCAACCACCUCCGGGACCACCGCCACCAACACUGGCACCACGUCAACAGGUCAGCCAUCAUCAACUUCUACCGUCACCCUGUCGGCCAAUUACACCAGCCAGUCAACUCCCUCUGAUCAGUCAACCUCUACGACACAAAUAUUCAACACCACAAUCACAUCACCAACACUCGGACUAUCCGAGUCGCCGACAACUUCAACCACCUCCGGGACCACCGCCACCAACACUGGCACCACGUCAACAGGUCAGCCAUCAUCAACUUCUACCGUCACCCUGUCGGCCAAUUACACCAGCCAGUCAACUCCCUCUGAUCAGUCAACCUCUACGACACAAAUAUUCAACACCACAAUCACAUCACCAACACUCGGACUAUCCGAGUCGCCGACAACUUCAACCACCUCCGGGACCACCGCCACCAACACUGGCACCACGUCAACAGAUUUUGGACAUUUUCAAUCUAUGGAAUCCAGUUGCUUCCAAAGGAGCUCGAUGCUACAAUGUUGUAUUCGUACCAGUUGAUUUUGUAAUUCUUGAGAAAAGACAGUUGAAUGUAACUGGUACUGAGCGACAGAAUGCCACUCAAGGUGUACAGGGGAACGCAGAUAUCGAUUUGAUGCCAACGAAUGAGACAAAUCUGAAUGAAACGCAGUUGGUUGAAAUCCUAUCCUCUGUUCAAAAUCAGUCAAAUGUAACUUCGGAUACAUAUUUUUUCAAUAUACAAGCAAUUAGGACUUAUCCAGAACCUACAGUGAUGAUGGUGUCAUCAGCAUCUUUGGCACAGACGACAAGAGAAUUGCAAGAAGUAACUGAAAGUUUGUUAAACUUCACAUCAACAACUACGACUGAUGGGUAUUUUACUUCCCAAGUUUAUACAUCAGGUAAGCUUCUUUAUUUGUGCUACUGUGCUCAUUCAAUCAAUACAUGUUUAAAUGAAGUGUCAAUAAAGUUAAAAGAUAUUUAG
Molecule: messenger RNA, 6027 nt
Organism: Trichobilharzia szidati
Lineage: Eukaryota; Metazoa; Platyhelminthes; Trematoda; Strigeidida; Schistosomatidae
Source: the annotation of a GenBank genome assembly